This is a messenger RNA of Cydia amplana, 1625 nucleotides long. RefSeq names its product zinc finger protein 79-like. Gene Ontology annotation, molecular function: DNA-binding transcription factor activity, RNA polymerase II-specific; RNA polymerase II cis-regulatory region sequence-specific DNA binding. The record is from RefSeq and is a predicted model, not a curated record. Bases 478 to 1548 code for a protein of 356 amino acids. Gene Ontology annotation, biological process: regulation of transcription by RNA polymerase II. The transcript is spliced from 6 exons. Lineage: Eukaryota; Metazoa; Arthropoda; Insecta; Lepidoptera; Tortricidae.
UUGAGGGCAUUAAUGUAUAAAAGCAAUUUUUCAGGGCUUCUCUUUGCCGUCGGCGUACUAUCUAUGUGCAACCGACAAUUAUCUGGUACUCGAGGCGAGCGCGACGCGAGCCACCUGUCAAGUGGCCGUUUCAUCAAAUCAUUUCUUUAAUGCGCAGCCUCCCCGACCUGCUCGUUUUUUGUUAGCAGAGUUUUGAAAAAAGAACGUUAUAGUGGUACUGUAGUCGGGUAGGUCGGGGCGCGAGAGCCUCCGCUCAGUCAGGUGCCGAGCGCCGAACGCACCGCACCUCUAGCGUACGCCAGCGUCGCAGCCUGCGCGCUCGCGAUCUCCCAACAUAACACAACCUCUAGUUAUGAUUUAAUCUAGAAUUAAUUGGUGGAUUUGAAAUCAAUUCUAAGCACAUUGACGUCAACGUUACAGUGGAAGCAGCAGUGAAUGUGAUAGGAAAAUCAAUUGCAGAUUCCCGCCCAAACGAGGAUGUCCAGGCACGUACUCCUUUCCCGGCUGGCGGAGCAGUUCCAGCUGUCGUCCCCGCCGCCCGCUCCCCGCUUCCCCUCCCCUGAGCGAAGUGUGUCGCCCCAGUCGCCCUCCUCCCCGCAGUCGCCGCCACACUCGCCGACUCUGCCCCAUCACUUGCUGCAGCUUGGUGACAUCGAGAUAGCAGGCAGAGCUCUGAAGCAGUAUGCUAGAGCCACGGAACUAGGAGCAUUGAUGUACUGUAGUGGCCUCGGAGCCCUAUACGGAGCAGGGGGAGGUGUCUGGCCACUGCUGCUACCUCACCAGUCUCCGCAGUACGCCCGAACUCCUCUCGAGCUUGCCAGACACACGCCACCUAGAGAAGACGACGAGGAGCUGCCGCUGAACCUGUCCACGAAGAAUCGUCAGAUCUGGUCGCCGGGCAGCGCGUGCGAGCGCGAGCGCGGGCCCGAGUCCCCGCGCUGGGAGCCGCGCGACGAGGCGCCCCUGGAGCUGGUGAAGCGCGGCCGCACCAGCCCCGACGCCGACCGCCCCCCCACCCCCGACCCCUGCCGGUGUCCCUCCACCCCACAACACCAACCUUACGCUGCCCUUCAAACGCCCGCGGCUGAUCUCAAUUUCUCACUCAUCAAGAGCGAAAACAGAAGCGAAAAGUCAUUUCAAUGCAAGCAGUGCGGAAAAUGCUUCAAGCGGUCGAGCACUUUGUCGACGCACCUCCUCAUCCACUCGGACACGCGGCCCUAUCCCUGUCAGUACUGCGGUAAACGCUUCCACCAGAAGUCCGACAUGAAAAAACACACAUACAUACAUACAGGCGAGAAACCCCACAAGUGCGUGGUGUGCUCGAAGGCGUUUAGCCAGAGCUCUAAUUUGAUCACGCACAUGCGCAAGCACACCGGCUACAAGCCCUUCUCGUGCGGAUUGUGCGAUAAAGCGUUCCAGCGCAAGGUGGACCUGCGCCGGCACCGCGACUCGCAGCACGCCGACGCCGACGCGCCGCCUGCGCCGCUUCGCUACCGCUACUACGGCGACGAGUCGCCUACACCUCUCGCGCCUAUUGUCACCAACUAAACUUUGAACAUUUUUAAUGUGUUAUCGUAAUUUUCUAUGAUUUCUAAGUCAAUCGCCGAGGUGGCUCAUUUUUAUUA